Trematosphaeria pertusa is the source of this 300-nucleotide messenger RNA. RefSeq lists its product as uncharacterized. NCBI's taxonomy places the organism in Eukaryota, Fungi, Ascomycota, Dothideomycetes, Pleosporales, Trematosphaeriaceae. Bases 98 to 298 code for a protein of 66 amino acids. The record is from RefSeq and is a predicted model, not a curated record. The transcript has a single exon.
UCGGCGUCACUAUGUUGUUCGUCUUGGGCCUGGUCCCGUUGCCCACAGGAGGUAGUUGGCCGAUAGCAGGGCUCAAGGACAAGUCGGUAAGGAGAAGAUGCGAAAGUGGGUGAAAAGACUGCUGGCCGUCGAGAUUCCGGAGUCCUGGGAUGUUGUAAGGAGGAUGCUCGAACGACAUGCCGAGGACCGGAUUACGGCGGAUGAGUUGGAAAAGAGAACCGCGCAGCUCAACGUUGAUACCUUGGGUACAGCCAGCAGUACGGACAAAGGCGUAGAUACUCUGGUGCUGAAGCAAUGAAC